Messenger RNA from Candidula unifasciata, 3024 nucleotides. The record is from the annotation of a GenBank genome assembly. NCBI's taxonomy places the organism in Eukaryota, Metazoa, Mollusca, Gastropoda, Stylommatophora, Geomitridae.
AUGUUACAGCUGAUGGUGUCAGUUCCAUUCUACCUGGCCAGACUUUUAUUGCUAGAAAUCCUGGCAGAAAGGCUGUGUAGCGGAGAGCUGAUACUGACCCCACAUGACCCGGAUGUCUUCAUGGAGAUGUGCCAGGCACAGUACCGGGCCUGGUGCCGUGACCAGGGUGCAAACUGCACCAACACAAGCCAGAUUCCAGCCAAUGCCACUUGGUUGGUCAGAUGUGAUCAGGCCGAUACAAACCAAACUGAUACUCACUGCGAGGGAACUUGUUCUUACCUGGCAUCUGUGGAAGGAUACGUGCCGGAGCAGCCGAACGUGAACAUAGACAGGGUUCCUUUGACGCGUGUUGUCGAGCUGAGCUGGAGGGCAGAUCCCCAGAGCUUGUCUGAGGUUGUUUAUGUAAUUGCCAGUAGCCAGGCAAACACUACAGCGACACUUGAUAUGGUCCAGCUUUCAGAGGCUGGCAAUGUAACCUACCAGCUGAGAGUCCCUGAUAUCUGCUGGACACCUGAGAUCCGUGUGGCGGCCGUGUCUCAGUUUGGCUCUCGUUGGUUUAGCGAUGUCGUUGACAUACCAGAUUUGAUCCCAGGCCCUCCACAAGACAUGAACCUGACGUCGCUGAACUUUGACCCGGCUAUCGAGGCUGAAUUCAUCUUUUACACUCUGGAGUGGCGUCCCCCUGAUGGGUGGUCUUCGCUUGACUUGGAACUAGAGCACAAGUUUGACUACCUGACUGAAUGUGUCCAGACACCAGAUCUCAUCCCUUUGUCUCUCUUCGUAGACAAAUUCCAGCGGUUUCCUUCCCAGGCACCCUCAAACUCAGCGGCUCAAGGCGCCUUCAGGCUCACAGGCAGGAUACCCACAGAUGCCAUCGGCUGCAACAUCACUUUCUCCAUCAGAGCUAUUUCUCGCUGUAGUGAUGCUGCAGUUGGAGCAGAAGGACGCCACAGUUUGAACUUGAGUUGUGAUAAAGUGCCUGGCUAUAGAGGCAAGAGCUGUGGACCUUCCUCGGUUGUCUUCCCCGGGCCGGUCAAUGACGCCAGGUUUGUGAUUGUUCCUGAUGCAGAAGGCUUGCUGGGUCUGGUAUCAUGGCGACCCCCAGACAGCAUGGGAUCCUUCAACAACCUGGACUCCUACCACGUGUUCUGGGGAAUCAUGGAUCUCAUGAACUCUGACCCCAUCGCCCAGUUGACAGAUUUACUGGGGCAUGCCGCAGUGCCAGGUACGAAGCUGGAGGCCGAUCUGAAUUUAAAUGUAACCUGGCUCCACCCAGAGGAGACCGUUGGGGUCAUGAUCACAGCCGCGGGUCAAGGUCAGGUCAUAGAUUUGCCAUUCAGUGACAUCUACGUACCGGCCAAUGGUAUUACUUCAACAACACAGCCAGGGACAAUAAUUGCAGAUGACGAUAUCAUAAUUGUACUAGAACGAGUCACGGAUCAGUCCUGCUGUGCGGACAUUUUCUGGCGCCGAACUGGAGUAGGUGACGAAGACAACCUGGCUGUGAGCUACGACAUACAGUGGGGCUUGCUGUUUGGCGGCGACAACAUCACAGACGCAACAGCUGCUUUUAUACCGAUAAACACUACAAGGGUUGAACAGGCAUAUAUUACACUGUCAGGCCUUUUGGAAAACACUACUUAUGGAAUCAAGAUCGUACCUGUCUUCAACUUGAGCAACGUUGUCGAAGACCAGCAGGAUCCAGUCUGGAACCAACCUGAGCUUCAUACCUUCACAAUGUCAGCAAGGCAUGCAACAAAACAGUUGACAUCCACUCCAGCCAUGCCCUACACUCAGCAGACCAAGCCUGGGCCCCAAGGCUUGAAUACAUUACACGUGAUCGCUGUAGCGAUGUCUGGGCUACUGGCGUCCGUCGUUGCUCUUCUCAUCUUUGUUCGAUUGAGGCGCCGUCAUCAUCGUCUAGGCAUGGCUGGGGUUGUCAGUGUCACUGAUACUGAGUACAGAGAUUAUGCGGUCUUCUCACCUGGCACAAGCUUGAAUGGAGGUGCUGCCCACUGUCCAGUAGUGUCAGACCAGUGGGAACUGCCUCUGAGCUGUAUUAAGUUCGGUUGCGUGUUGGGCUCUGGAGCUUUCGGUAAGGUUGUCAAGGGCCAAGUCACCAGAGCCAUCUUAACUCACAGGGGCGUGUCUCCGCUGAUUGUUGAAGGUGGGAAGUAUUUCGAUGACGUCAGUACACUUCAUGUCACAGUGGCCAUCAAGAUGUUGCAAGAAGAUUGUGACAGUAUGUACAAGCAGGACUUUCUGAAGGAGAUCCAGCUGAUGAAGACACUUGGCCACCACCAGAACGUCGUCAGCAUGCUGGGAUGUUGCACUCUCCGUGACCCCAUUUGUUUGCUUGUAGAGCAUGCAGAAUUUGGUGACCUUCUGAACUUCCUCAAAGAUGUCCGCCAGAGACUCGUGAAAGUGUCAUCACUCAACAGUCAGUAUGUCAACGGAAACACCACCGUGCUGACGUCAUCAGAUCUGUUGAGAUUCGCACACCAGGUGUCGCUGGGAAUGGAUUUUCUAGCCUCUAAAGGUUUUGUGCACCGAGACCUGGCAGCGAGAAACGUACUGAUGUGUGCCAACAGAACCUGCAAGAUCGGCGAUUUCGGUUUGGCCAGGUACAUCUACGACAAUGUGGUCUAUGUGAACCGACGGGGUGGCCGACUUCCGGUCAAAUGGAUGUCAGUGGAAGCCAUCUUUGAUAUGUCGUUCUCGACGGCCAGCGACGUAUGGUCAUUUGGUAUUUUGCUGUACGAAAUCGUCACCUUGGGUGGGACGCCAUAUCCGACCAUCCCCACACGAGAACUCCUUCGUGAAUUGCAGGAAGGUUACAGAAUGGAGAAGCCGGAAAACUGUUCUAACCAAAUCUAUGAAAUGAUGAUGCAGUGCUGGCAGACAAACCCCAACGACCGUCCCACUUUCAGCCUUCUGUCCCAGUGGCUACAAGCGAUGAUUAAAGACACCAGCGAGACUGACCACUUGGCUGGGAAGCUUGCUCUUGACCUACAUAACUACACG